This is a messenger RNA of Papaver somniferum (opium poppy), 1932 nucleotides long. RefSeq names its product 3-oxoacyl-[acyl-carrier-protein] synthase I, chloroplastic-like. Bases 195 to 1628 code for a protein of 477 amino acids. Gene Ontology annotation, molecular function: 3-oxoacyl-[acyl-carrier-protein] synthase activity. Lineage: Eukaryota; Viridiplantae; Streptophyta; Magnoliopsida; Ranunculales; Papaveraceae. Gene Ontology annotation, biological process: fatty acid biosynthetic process. The transcript is spliced from 7 exons. The record is from RefSeq and is a predicted model, not a curated record.
ACAAACACUCUCUAUCUAUCUCCCCAUCUCUACUUCACAGCAGAAAGUGAGGAAAAAAAAACAGAUAAAAAGGUUGUCUAUAAAUACUAGUCGCUGCGUCAACCUACAAUCAGAUUAAUAGAUUGUAUCGAAACCCCAUUCUCUCUUUCAAAGCGGGAAAUCUACAUCUUCUUCUCUAGAGAUUUGUAGGGAAUAUGCAGACUUUGCAAUCAGCAGCUCUUCGUGUGUCACCAUUAGAAUCACUUCGAAAACAAUCCCCGCUUCUCAACAAUAACAACAAUGUGAGUAACAAGGGUAGAUCGAAACUGAAGAGAAGUCCAUCUCUGGUGAUAUCUGCUUCUUCCAAAACGAGUGUGAAUGCACCGAAAAGAGAAAAAGAUCCCAAAAAGAGAGUUGUUAUUACAGGAAUGGGUUUAGUUUCUGUAUUUGGUAAUGAUGUCGAUACUUACUAUGAACGUCUUCUUUCUGGUGAGAGUGGAAUUUCACUUAUUGAUCGUUUUGAUGCUUCCAAAUUUCCAACUCGUUUUGGUGGUCAGAUCCGUGGAUUUGAUUCUCAAGGUUAUAUUGAUGGCAAGAAUGAUCGUCGUCUUGAUGAUUGUCUUCGUUAUUGUCUCGUUGCUGGUAAAAAAGCACUUGAAGAUGCUGGUCUUGGGGGUGAAAAUCUCUCUAAGCUAGACAAAGAGCGAGGAGGUGUGCUUGUCGGGACAGGCAUGGGUGGUCUCACAGUGUUUUCAGAUGGUGUUCAGGCUCUAAUAGAAAGAGGCCACAGGAAAAUAACGCCCUUUUUCAUUCCAUAUGCCAUAACUAAUAUGGGUUCUGCGUUGCUUGGGAUUGAACUCGGCUUAAUGGGUCCAAACUAUUCCAUUUCCACUGCAUGUGCUACUUCCAAUUAUUGCUUCUAUGCUGCUGCUAACCACAUCCGACGAGGUGAGGCUGAUUUAAUGAUUGCCGGUGGAACUGAAGCCGCAAUCAUUCCCAUCGGAUUAGGAGGUUUUGUUGCAUGUAGAGCCCUAUCACAGAGAAAUGAUGAUCCACAAACAGCUUCAAGGCCAUGGGACAAAGAACGAGAUGGUUUUGUUAUGGGUGAAGGCGCUGGAGUGUUGGUAAUGGAGAGCUUGGAGCAUGCAAUGAAGCGCGGUGCACCAAUUCUUGCUGAGUACUUGGGAGGUGCAGUAAACUGUGAUGCUCAUCAUAUGACUGAUCCUAGGGCCGAUGGACUUGGUGUUUCAACAUGUAUUGAAAAAAGUCUUGAAGAUGCUGGUGUGUCGCCAGAGGAGGUUAACUAUAUAAAUGCACAUGCUACGUCCACACUUGCUGGAGACCUGGCUGAGGUGAAUGCCAUAAAGAAGGUAUUCAAGAACACAUCCAGUAUCAAGAUUAAUGCAACUAAGUCUAUGAUUGGGCAUUGCCUUGGUGCAGCAGGGGGGUUAGAAGCCAUCGCCACAGUGAAAGCCAUCAAUACUGGAUGGUUGCAUCCUUCUAUCAACCAAUUUAACCCAGAGCCUGCAGUUGAUUUCGACACUGUUGCUAAUGUAAAGAAGCAGCAUGAAGUGAAUGUUGCCAUUUCCAAUUCUUUUGGUUUCGGAGGACACAACUCUGUCGUGGUCUUUUCAGAAUUCAAGCCUUGAGAUUAAUUGGAUUCAUCCUUUGUUUCUCGGAAGAACGGUUUUGCUCCCUCCAAUUUAAGCUGUUUUCUUUUUGAUUUCUUCUUAGUCUUAGUCCCUGCACAUGUAUUUCGUUCAACGCUUGUUUCACUUUCUUUCGGUUUCUCUCAUAGUAAUUAAUCAUGGAAUUUGAAGAAUUUAUUUGUUAUAUUCUCUCGAGGAGAAGUCAUGAAUAUUGGAGGAACUAGUAGUGUAAGGAUUGUGGUAAUUUAACUGAUUAUAGGUGAGCACAUGCCAAUGGCUUAGUUUAAUAUUUCUGUUCCAAGAC